AUGAUGUUUGGUAAUUUACCAGAUGUCAGAAAACCAAAAGAAGGUUAUAAAAAGUAUUUAGAAUAUUUUGAUUUAAGGUUCCCACGUAUUCAAGAGGAGAAACAUUUUCAAUCAUAUUAUUAUUAUACAUAUUUAAAACAAAUUAGGAUUUCGAUUAUAUUCUUAACAUCAGUUUUAUUUAUUGGUACAAUGACGGCAUAUAUAUCACCAUUGGAUAUCUCAUAUUUACCAUAUUACGAUUCAAAAAAUAUUUAUUAUUUUAAUUAUGUACAACCAAAUGUAACAACAACAUCAUCAUCAACAACCACAACAUCAUCAACAACAAAUUCAAUCGAUUCAACAGUAGAAAAUAAUAAUUUUACAGAAGCAGAUGGACAUCUUACAAAUUAUUAUUUUCCAUAUUUAGCAAAUAAAGCAAGAGAUACAUUCAUAUUAAGAAUGAUUACAAUUGGUUUAUUAUUAUUUUAUUUUAUAUUUACAUUUACAGCAAAAUUUAAAAGGUUAUGGAAAUUAUUUACAACAAUAACUUUAUUUUUAGUAUCUUGUAUAGUAUUAAUAUUUGAAUCUGAUAUUCGUACUAUACCUGGUAGAAUGGUAUUAUUAUUUAUUAUAAUUGCAAUUUCUUCUGGAAUGACAUUUUUACCAUCAAUGUUAGCAUCAGGAGGAUUAUGUUUAUUUUUUUUCUUUUAUUUUAUGUUUUAUUCACAAAUUGCAGGUAAACAAAUGGUAUUAUUAUCAUUGGUAUUAUUAAUAAGUUGGAUAAUAUUAAUGAUAAUAUCAAGAUUUAAAGAACAAUUAUUUAGAGAUAAAUUUAGAACAUUAGAGAAUUUAAAGAUUCAAACUAUUCGUUCAGAGAAAAUUAUUAAUCAAAUGUUACCAACUGUAGUUGUACAAAGAUUAAGACUACAAUCAUCAAAAGAUCAAUCAUUAGAGACAACUUUAGAAAAUGAUAAAGAAUUAAGUAUUAAAAAAGAUGAAGAAAGUAAUUUAACUGGUAAAAAACAAUCAAAAGUAGUGGUAUCACCACCACCACCACCAACAGCAGCAGCACCACAACAACAAGAUAAUGAAAUUUCAACACCACAAAAUAGUAGAAAAAUUGUUGACCCACAAUCACCAUCAUCAUUAAUGCCAGGACAAUAUUCAGUAACAGAUUUAAUUGUUGAUAGUUAUGAUCCAGUUACAGUAUUAUUUUGUGAAAUUGUUAAUUUUAAUGCAUUGGUAGAGAAAAUGUCAUCAACUCAAGUUAUAAAUCUAUUGAAUGAAGUUUAUAAUUCAUUCGAUAGAUUAACCGAUGUUUAUGGAGUGACAAAAGUUGAACAUAUUGGUAAUGUUUAUAUGGUGGUUGGAGGAUGUCCUGAACUUUGUCCAGACCAUGCUCAACGUGUUGCACAUAUGAGUUUGGGUAUGUUAUCGGUGAUAAGAAGAUUUGGUAUAGUUCAAGUUAGAAUUGGUAUGCAUACUGGUCCAGUUGUUGGUGGUAUCAUUGGUAAAAAGAAAUUAAGUUGGCAUUUAUUUGGUGAUACAAUUAACACAAGUUCACGUAUGGCAUCUCAUAGUUCAAUUGGUAGAAUCCAAGUUUCUCAUCCAGUUCAACAAUUGCUACGUCCCUAUUUCCUAUUUGAAGAUCGUGGUAAAAUUCAAGUCAAAGGUAAAGGUUUAAUGAGAACUUUUUAUCUAGUUAAAACUAAACAAUUGGAUAAACGUUACACUUCAAUCUUUUCAAGUUUACAUAGAGAAAAACCGUAUAUACCACCCGUUGAUAUCUCUGAAGUUAGUUUUGAAAAUCAAAAUAAUACAAUUGGAAAAGGUGAUGAUAUCGCCUCUGGUAGUGCCACUGGUCCAACUCAUCCAAAUAUACCAAAUUCAAUGUUAUCAGCAAUACCAAGUAGAGUAUCAAUUGAAAUGAAUCCAUUAGGUGGUUCUGGUAGUAUUCAAAAAAGAGAACGUAAAGGAAGUAUAUUUGCAAAUGUUAUGCCACCAAAAGUUUUAAAUUUCUUACAAACUGGUUCUUUAACUUCACCACAACAACAACCAUUACCUCAACAAUCAAAUAGUGAAGAAACUAUUUCAAAUUCACCAAGACUUUCUUCAACACCACAAUCAACUUCAACUUUACAACAUAGUAGUAGUACUGGUGCAUUAGGUUCAUUAAUUAAUAAUAAUAAUAAUAAUAAUAAUAAUAACAAUAAUAAUAAUAAUAAUAAUAAUAAUAAUAAUAAUAAUAAUAAUAAUAAUAAUAAUAAUAAUAAUAAUAAUAAUAAUAAUAAUAAUAAUAAUAAUAAUAAUAAUAAUUUACCAGUUUCACUAAUUUCACCAAUUUCACAAAAUACAACACCAACAGGAAGUUUAUCAUUACCUGUAACAGAAAAAAAGAAACAAACAGUACAAUUUGGAUCAAUUUCAAGAUCAAGUAGUAUUUCAAAAGGUACAGUUGGUAGAUCACCAUCACCAGCAUUAUUUGAUGGCGGUAUUGAAAUGGAUGAUAAUGGUGGAGGUGCUGGUGAUGAUUUUAAUACAAUGGAACCAAAUUUAGAUUUAGGUAAAGGUAUUCAUGGUUCAAAUGUAAUAUCAACAAAUAAUUCAAAAUUAAAUAAAUUGGAAAAAGAUUUAACUAAACAUUAUACAUUGGAUAAAUUUAAAUUAUCAUUCAUUUCAAGAGGUAAUUUAGUUGAAAAAGAAUAUAGAAAUGAAUAUAUCCUUAAAAAUUGGAAUAGAAUUUUAGCAUCAAUGUUAAUGAUUGUUGCAUUAUUUGGUUUAUCAGGUUUAGUUGAUUAUUUCUUUUUAAAAUUAUCUUCAAUUUCUUCAAUUGUUAAAGUUGAACCAAUGCCAUCGUCAUCGUCAUCAUCAUUAUCCUCUUCUUCAUCAAAUUCAAUGACAUCAUCAGAAGAAAAAUUUAUAACAUUACAUACAAUACGUAGUGAAGAGAAUUUAAUUUAUGAUAUAAUUACAGGUGUACGUUAUGGAUUCGUUUUCUUUUGUUUAAUUGUAAUUUAUGUAGUAUCAAAAUUCAAAACAUUUAGUAUUAGAAAAUGGAUUCAAGAGGUUGUUAUGGUAUUUUUCAUAGUUUUGGCAGCAGUAUUGAUAGUAUUGACAAGUGUACCACCAUUGAAUAAGAUUCCAUUGGAUUCGGUGAUAUUAUCAAUUGAAAUUAUGUUUAUAACGAUUUGUUACAAUUUUAGUGGUAUUAAAUUUUGGUAUUCAAAUAUUGUUUGUGCGUUUUGUAUAAUUUUCAUUGAAAUUAGUAAAACCUGGAAACAAGCAUACCAUAGUCGUGAUAUCUAUCUAUCACAUAACUAUUAUUUAAUUACAGCGGUACUAAUUAAUAUCAUUACAAGUUAUUUCGAAGAGUUAUUUAAUCGUUUAAAUUGGGUACAUGGUAGAUUAUUAGAUAAAGAUCAAAGAGAGACAGAAUCAUUGGUUGCAGAGAUUUUACCAGCAGAUAUUGUCAAAUCAAUGAAAUCAGGUAGACAAUUGAUUGUGGAUGAGUUUAAAAAUGUUACUAUAUUUCUAUCGGAUAUUGUUGGAUUCACUGAAAUGGCCGCAAGAAUGUCACCAAGACAAUUGGUUGAAACUUUAAAUCAAAUUUAUUCAACUUUUGAUGAAAUCGCUCAAGAAUUUGGUGUUUUGAAAAUCGCUACCAUUGGUGACGCCUACUUUUGUGUUAGUGGGUGUCCAGAUAAAGACCAAACCGAUCACGCUUUUCGUGUGGCAAAUAUGGCCAUUAAAAUGUUAGAAUCAAUUAAAUCAAUUCGUACUGUCGAUAAUAUACCAAUUAGAAUGAGAAUUGGUAUUCAUACUGGUCCUGUUAUUGCUGGUGUCGUGGGUAUUAAAAUGAUACAUUAUCAACUUUGGGGUGAAUCAGUUCAAAUCACUCAACAAAUGGAAUCAACAAGUAGGGCUGAUAUGAUUCAUGUUAGUGAAGAUACUUUUAACAUUUUAAAAUCCAAAUACCUUUUCGAAGAAAGACCUGAUGGUAUCAUUAAAAAAAGAAAAAUUAAAACUUAUUUCCUUUUACGUGCUCUAACUGAAAAUGACCCACAACCUGAAGUUAAAACUAGAUCAGUUUCAGUUUCAAAAUCAAAUUUUGGUGGUUCUUUACAAUAUAAUCAAAUUACUCCAACUUUAAAUUUACCAGUUUCACAAUUAAUUAUUAAAGAUCAAAAUGAAAUUAAAAAUCAAAAUGAUCAUGAUAAUGAUGAUGAAAAUGGAAAUGAAAAUGGAAAUGAAAGUAGUAGUAGUAACAUUAAUGAAGAAGAAGAAGAUGACGACAAUAGUAAUAAUAAUAAUAACAACGAAGAUGAUGAAAGCUCAUAUGAAGAUGACCAAGAAAUGAAUCAAUAUUUAAAUAAUAGCGAAAAUAAUAAAAAUAAUAAUAAUAACAGCAAUCAAAUUAAUGAAGAAGACGGUAAUUGGGCAAAAAAUUAUGAUGGUUCAUCAGAAUCCAGUUAA
Dictyostelium discoideum AX4 is the source of this 4452-nucleotide messenger RNA. RefSeq names its product guanylyl cyclase (gene gcA). Lineage: Eukaryota; Evosea; Eumycetozoa; Dictyosteliales; Dictyosteliaceae. Bases 1 to 4452 code for a protein of 1483 amino acids. The transcript is spliced from 2 exons. The record is from RefSeq and is a predicted model, not a curated record.